Tripterygium wilfordii is the source of this 3627-nucleotide messenger RNA. Its product is annotated as importin beta-like SAD2 homolog. The record is from RefSeq and is a predicted model, not a curated record. The transcript has 21 exons. The coding region runs from base 63 to 3404 and encodes 1113 amino acids. Gene Ontology annotation, cellular component: nuclear envelope; cytosol. Gene Ontology annotation, biological process: protein import into nucleus. NCBI's taxonomy places the organism in Eukaryota, Viridiplantae, Streptophyta, Magnoliopsida, Celastrales, Celastraceae.
CAAAAUGGUCGAAUUAGGGUACCAAGCAACCAUACAGGGAGAGGGAGGAGAGAACUGUGGAAAUGGAAGCGGUUGCUCAAAUCGCUUGUCAGUUAAACGACACAUUCAGUACCGACUCCGAUGUCGUCCGUACGUCCACCGUUGCUCUAGAUCGCCUCUCUCUCCUCCCCUCGUUCCCUUUUGGUCUCCUUUCCAUAGCCACCGGAGGUGAAAGUAAUGGUCAAAGAGUUGCAGCGGCCACUUAUCUUAAGAACUUCACUAGGCGGAGUGUUGAAGGCAAUGGUUCAGAUUCGAAAGUUAGUAAGGAGUUUAAGAAUCAGCUCAUGCAAUCUCUGCUUCUAGCUGAUUUACAGGUUCUCAACGUUUUAGUUGAAACGUUUCGGGUCGUUGUUGUUGCCGAGUUUGUUAAGCAGGACUCUUGGCCUGAACUUGUGCCUCAACUGCGGUUUGCUAUUCAGAAUAGUAACCUCAUUCUUGAAGGUGCAAACAGUCAAUGGAAUACCAUCAAUGCCCUUACAAUUCUUCAUACUCUCCUUAGACCUUUUCAGUAUUUUUUGAAUCCCAAACUUGCAAAGGAGCCGGUCCCACCACAGCUAGAGCUAAUAGCAAAAGAAAUUCUUGUACCCAUGCUAGCAGUAUUUAACCAUAUUGUUAAAAAGGAUUUAUCUACCAAUGGCUUUACAGUAAUUGAAACAGAGAGGAUCCUUCUCAUGGUAUGCAAAUGCUUAUAUUUUGCGGUGAGAUCGCAUAUGCCAUCUGCUUUGGCUCCUAAUCUGCCUUCGUUAUGUUGUAAUUUGAUCCGGAUCUUGGAUUCUUUGAGUUGUAAUGUCGGUCCGACACUGGAAGAUGGCCAUUUGCUGAGGUUGAGGGUUGGGAAGAGGAGUUUGCUCAUUUUUUGUGCUCUAGUGACCCGACACCUGAAGUAUUCAAAUAAGUCAAUGCCAGAUAUCAUAAACUGCACUUUAAGGAUAGUCAGACAUACGACAAAUAUCCGUAAGCUUGAUUUCCUGUUUGAGAAAAUAUUAUCUUUGGGUUUCGAUGUGAUUUCUCAUGCUGUGGAGACAGGCCUUGGAUGGAGAUUAGUUUCACCUCAUUUUUCUUUCCUAUUGGAGUCUGCUAUCUUUCCAAUUUUGGUGCUAAAUGAGAAGGAUAUUUCAGAGUGGGAAGAAGAUCCAGAUGAUUAUAUGCUGAAGAAUCUUCCAUCUGAUUUUGGGGAAGUUUUAUCAUGGAGGGAAGAUUUGUUUACAGCACGAGAAAGUGCUAUAAACUUACUAGGUGUUAUUUCAAUGUCAAAGGGGCCACCUAUGAUGAUUUCAGCCAAGGGUUCUGCAAGUUUAUCCAAGCGUAAGAAAGGCGAAAAGAACAGGGAUCACUGUUAUAUGGGGGAAUUAUUGGUGUUUCCAUUCUUGUCAAAGUUCCCUCUACCUUAUGAUGCUAAUGCUUUAGAAGCUGGAAUUUUAGAUGAGCAAGUUAAUUGGCAUGCCCUUUAUAACUAUUUUGGAGUUCUGAUGGCAUAUGGUAGCCUGGAAAAUUAUAUAAGGGUGCAAAAACCUGAAUACACGACGACUUUGGUUAGGACUCGCGUGCUACCACUGUAUACCGGACCCACAUGUCUACCAUAUUUGGUUGCCUCUGCAAAUUGGGUACUUAGGAAGCUUGCACCCUGUUUACCCAAAGAUAUGACUGAAGAUAUCUAUUCCUCAUUGCUUAAGGCAUUGGCAAUGAACGAUCAGGGGGACACUUCUUGGGACCUUGUGCGGGUUUCUGCUGUUGGGGCAAUUGCAGAGCUUCUUGCAAAUGACUACCCACCUCCCAAGUGGUUGCCUCUCCUUCGAUUUGUAAUUGGUAGAAUUGAAAAUGAAAAUGAUGAGGUACUAUUUAACCUUCUCAGUUCAGUUGUGGAGGCUGGGAUUGAAAGUCUUGCAGUACAUAUUCCUUUCGCUGUUUCAUCAUUGGUGGGUGCACUCUUGAAGCAAGGACAUCCAAGUUUGGAUCAACGGCCUGGGCUCUCAGUGUUUGAAAGUGGUAUUGCCACAUUAGCAGUGAUGGUGCGAACUUGGGAGAACUACAUUCUUCAAGAGGUUGGACCUACUGAAUUGGGUGAAAAGUGCAAAUCUGCUCGAACUAUCAUCGGGAAAGCUUUGUCGGCCCUCUUGCAGCAAGCUUGGCUUGCACCCAUGCAUUCUGCGGUCGAGGAAGACGAGGUGUCUCCAUGUCUUUUAUGCUUGGUUGAUUCAUCAAAACUUCUCCAGUCGGUUCUGCUGUCUGUUACUGGAAGUGAUGUGAGUUUUGAGCUUAAAGUACCAGAGCUAUUAUUGGUUUGGGCAGAUCUGAUAGCGGACUGGCAUGAUUGGGAAGAGUCAGGAGAUUUAUCAGUCUUUGACUGCAUUAAGGAAGUUGUUAAUCUAAACUGCAAAUUUGGGCUAAAGAAUUUUAUCGUUGGACAGAUGCCUUCCCCUCCUGCUCCACCCGUGCCACGACAAUCUAUCAUCGAAGGCAUUGCUGCUUUUGUCAGUGAGGCCAUCUCACAAUGUUCCUCGGCAACAUGGAGGGUUUGCUCAAUUGUCCAUGUGUUACUGCAUGUCCCAAUUUUCUCUUUUGAAACAGACAUUGUGAAGCAAUCUCUGGUUAGUGCUUUUAGCCAGGCAGCAUUUUCACGUUUCAGAGAAGUUCGAAGCAACCCUACAUCAAUGUGGAAGCCUCUGUUGCUUGCUAUAUCAUCGUGCUAUUUAUGUCAUCCUGGUACCGUGGAGAGUGUUCUAGAGAAAGAUGAAGACUUUGAAAUCUGGGCAUCUGCACUGGCUUUUGCAUGUACAGGCUCUUUUGAACUGGCACUAUUUUGGAAGUCAGAGAUGGAGUUAGCUGUGUUAGCGCUGGCAAAGUUGGUUGACAGGUUGCUGUCCCUUGGUAAUCCAAGUGGUUUGGCAAGAGCUUGCUUUUGCUCCCUCAUGGAGACAGCGGUACUAUUAAAACAAGUGCAUGGAGGAGAAGAUACAGAAGAUGAAGAUGAAGAGACUGAUGAUGAUGAUGAUGGGGACAUUGAAGUUGAUAAUGAGGAAAGUGAAGUUGAUGACGAGGAAAUGGAAGUUGAUGAUGAGGAAAUGGAAGUUGAUGAUGAGGAUUCUGAAGAUGAAUGUGAAGAAACAGAGGAGGAGUUUCUGGAAAGGUAUGCUAAAGAAGCUGCUGCCUUGGAAAGUGGCGCAAGCGUGAAAGAGGGGGAUAUUGACGAUCAGGACCAUGAAAUUGAGUUAGGUUCCUUGAAAGAAGUGAAUCUACAGAAAACUGUUUGGUUGUUGAUUGAGAGAUACCAUAUUUGCUUGCAACAACAGGGAUUGCCAGUGCAACUUGUUUUGAAAUUCCUGGGAGUUUUUCCUGAAUGUAGGUUGUUCUUUCCUGCUAUCUAAGGAAGCCAUUCUUCAGGUAUUUGGUUUAUGUUGGCAACGGCAGUUUUAUUUUGCAUUUAGUUGCAGCAUAUUUCAAAUUAGCCGCCCAUUCCUGAGCUGUUUUGGUGGUGGAGAAGUAGUAGACCUUAAUGUUAGGCAAGAAAAGCUUUCUAUUUGGCCAUCUGAACAUCCAUUUCCUUGAUUCCAUUUAGCAUAAUACGUAUUAAGCAGACAACUAAUGUUA